Molecule: messenger RNA, 3396 nt
Organism: Closterium sp. NIES-65
Lineage: Eukaryota; Viridiplantae; Streptophyta; Zygnematophyceae; Desmidiales; Closteriaceae
Source: the annotation of a GenBank genome assembly
AUGUCGUACAGACGAAUAUUGCUGCCGGAGCCUCCGCCAGUCAUAGGAUCGGCGGGAACGCCGGAGAUCUUCGAGCAAGGCGGCACGGCGUCCGUGAUUCGUCGCGCUGUGAUUAUAGGGAACGGCCAUCCCGGCAGUGAACACCAGAGCCUGGGCCUUGUGCGAGCUCUGGGACUAGGAGGGUCCAUGGAGAUACAGAGAGUGGUUCGUCCCAAAGCCGGCCUGCAUCGCUGGUUACGGUGGUUACCACUGGAGACGCACCAGAAGCUAGACACGUACCUCUCUCUACGCCUAGCAUGGCUCUUCCAGGCCGUGUCCUCCGUAGUCCUCCGAUUAGCCCUUCUCCCACCCCCCAGAUUAAGCUUACCAGCUCCCCCCACACCCCCAUCAGCAUCACCAUCAUCAUCAUCCGCACCAACAGCUGUAUCACCAGCAGAAGGACUAGCAGGAUCAGCGACAGCAGGAACAGGCGUGAGUUUACCCACAGGUAGAGAAGCAGCUGCUGUAGCGUACACAGACGGACGGUCUGCUGUAGGAGGAACGGAAGCAGCUAGUUCACUCUAUAACCCCUUCUCAUCCCCGUCCGUCAACGGUACUGUAGAUUCCUCUGGCAAGCCGUUGGAAACAGUUGUAGCUGGUUCUACUAACGGUAUGAAUAGCACCUUCGCCAGUGGCACCUUCGCCAAUAGCACUUUCUCCAAUAACACCUUCACCAAUGGCACCUUCGCCAAUGGCCCCUUCCCUAAUGGUACCAUGGCCAAUGGCACGAGUUCUUCAUCAUUUCAUACCUCUGACCCUUUCCAUCCUCGUUAUGAGCCGACUCAGCACACGCCCAGAUCCGUGCUCCUUCCUAGAAGCAACCCUGUCUCCGCCCAGCGGCCUCGUAUCCUAUCAGAAGCUUCCACGUCAGCGUUUCUCCCUGCUGCUGCUCCUGCGGACCCUGCUGCGAUCGCCAGGGAGGCAAAUGAGACCCUUGAAAGCGAGGGCCCACUGCUGGUGGUGGCAGCAGGGAGGGACACAGCGGCGGCAGCAGCAGAGGUGAAGCGCCUGGCGCCCAGCUCCACCCUUGUCGUGCAGAUCCAGCACCCCAGAAACGACCUCCACCAGUACGACCUGGUGGUGGCGCCUCUACACGACUUUUACGGGCUCACAGCAGCAGCAACCCGGGAGGUGCCUUCGUGGAUUCUGAAGUGGAUCGCCCCUGCUCCGCCUGCCAAGAACGUGGUGUUGACAACUGGCGCACUGCACAUCGCAGAGCCGUCCCUCCUCCGCUCAGCAGCUGCCACGUGGCACUCUCUCAGUGACUUCCCCAAGCCACUUGUCGUGGUCAACAUUGGUGGACCCACUCGUCACUGUAGCUACCGCCCAGAUUUGAUUGCACAGCUGGCAAGGACACUCAAGGAGAUGCUGCAAGAGUGCCAGGGGUCUCUCAGCGUGUCCUUUUCAAGAAGAACACCCGUGGCGAUGCAACGAGUGCUGCAGCAAGAGCUGAAGGACGAGGAUGCUGUUUACAUAUGGGAUGGUCAAGUCAAGUGCGAUGACGUCGCUACCAUGGAUGGUGCUGGAGAGAACGCGGGGAAUGACGGCGAAAACGGCGGAGCAGUGAAGGAGGAUGAGGAGGAUAAGCAGUGGACCGACGUGGAUUUGAAGGAAGAAGGAGAUGCGAUCCAGCAUGAAGGAUCCGCCAGUGAAAUUCCGUUGAACGAUGAAAUUUCAGGGGAUGCUGAGGGGUUAGAGCUUCACACAGCAGGCGUGAAUGUCGCUGCAGCAGAGGCUGGAUCGGACGCUCCAGCAGCAGGACAAGGGCCGGAAGUGGAGGUUCAGUCUGCUGGUGCUGCGCAUGGGAGUCGCCCGGGGGUAUCAGCGGUUCCUGCAGCAGCAGAGCCUCAUCUCACGGUGCCCCAGCCAUUCGUCUUCAACACGGAGAAGAGGCGUGGGUCUCAGAAUGAGAAGACGAAGGAGAGCGUCAGCAUGUUCGGCAUCAGGGGCAACCGAUCAUCAGAGGUCGAGUCAGGUUCACACGAUGGCGGGUCCACACACGAGCUUGGCCUGACCAUUCCUGAACCGUUUGACUUCAAGACAAACAGGCGGCAGCGACCGAAAGACGAGCAGCUGAAGAAGGAAGCGAAGCCGUUUGUGUCACUCGCUCAGAGCGUCAGCAUGUUUGGCGCCAGGAGCGAUCACCGAUCGUCAGAGACGGAGCACAAAGCACACGAGAGUGGACCUUCCCACGGGGCUACUCUUACCGUACCUGAGCCGUUUGACUUCAAGACUGACAGGCGCUUGCGACCAAAGGACGAGCAGCUUAAAAAGGAAGCGAAGCCUUUUGUCUCGCUUGCUGAGAGUGUCAGCAUGUUUGGCGCCAGGAGCAGCCGGUCAUCUGAGACCGAGUCCCACGCACAUGAGGGCGGGCCUUCCAACGGGGCUACUCUAACCAUUCCUGAACCAUUCGAUCUGAAGACAGACAGGCGCCAGCGACCCAAGGACGAGCGGCUGAAGAAGGAAGCGAAGCCAUUUGUGUCCCUCGCCCAGGAGCUCAGCUCGUUCUCCGCACACAUGAGGCCGGAAGGCGAGGCUCCUACUGCCGCCUCUGCUGCUGCUUCCGAUGCUCCCCGUGUGACCAAGCCUGUGACGCCGAAGCUGCUGACGGCCCAGAGGGAGCGGCCGAGGAGGUUCCGGGUGCUGCAGGAAGGGGAAGCUGCUGGCACUGGGGUGAUGACCCGGUCUGCAUCAAAGAGGGGCGCGACAGCUACUGCCGCUGGUGGUGCUGGUGGUGGUGCUGGUGGUGUGGCUGGUCCAAGGCUUCCCACGGUACCUUGCUCGCCCAUGCUGACCACCAAGCUGCGAGCACGAGCAGCAAAGGUGAAGAGCAGCGAGGAGAGGGAGCUGGAGGAGAUGGCGAGCGCGGCUAAGCGCAUGCAUACCAGCAAGCACGGCAGCUCAGAGGUGCCAACCGUCACUCAUCCACGGGAGUUCCACCUGUUUACUGAGGAGCGUGGGCAAGCGAAGCAGCACAAGUUACAGCAGAAGCUGGCAGAAGAGGAGGAGGAGAGGCGCAGGGCAGCCAUUCCCUUGGCAGCACCCAUGCCAUUCACCACCCUCGCCCCAGAGUUCCUCCGCAAGCCGCCAACUAAGCCAGCCACCGAGCCAGAGGAGUUUGAGCUAGAGUCGGUGAGGCGGCACCAGAUGGCACAGCAGCGGCUGGAGGAGGAGGCGCAGAGGAAGGCGCAGGAGGAGGCUGCUCAGAAGGAGUUCCAUGCACAGCCCCUGCCUGACAUGACCAAGCGGCCUGAGUCCCCAAGGCGCAUUCGCGUGCUGACGGAGGUGAAGCCGUUCAACCUGAACGUGGACCGCCAGGCAGAACACCAUACAUGCGCCAAGAAAGCGGUACGUUGA